AUGAACCCAGCGAGGCGGAAAGCAGCAAAAGCGAAAGAAGCCGCGAAUGAACCCCAGCCAGUGAAAGUUGAAUGCUCUGCUGCUCAAGCUCUCAGCACCGACUCAGACACUACCAAGGCCGUCUCGUCACAGACCAGAGUCCGUCAGACUGCGGAGUCGAGGGGAAGUGGCAAUCCAAAGGCGGCAGCAGCGUCUGAGAAAAAGAUCCAAUCCAAGCGUACAUUUCAGACCCAGUCACACAAAGCCGGUACAUGCCACACAGAGAGGAGCUCGUUGAGCAAUCCGGCUUUCGUCACAGGUGGUCUGAUGGGGUGCGUGGCUGGCGGUGCGAUUCUUCUCGGAGCUGGACUAUGCAGUCGCGUUGUGGGUGUUGAAUCCGCAGUUCAUGCCGCCCAAACGUCAAAGGCGGUCGUAGACAACCUGAUUGACGAUACUGUGAUUGGCCUGAAGGCUGGAAUUUUUAAUGCGCCUGAAGCAAUCGACCUGCUUCGAAGGACAUCACUGGCAUACGCCAGUGCACUCCCCGGGGGUAUAGCCUUUGUGGAACACUUAUUCCGUGAAGUUGAUGUCGUUCGCAGGCAGCGUGGAGAAGAGAUUGACCGAGUUCUGGCUGAUGCUUGWGGUCAGCUCGCAGACGCUCGCAAGAGGAGAGCAAGCACCAUUGAAAUGCAUGCGACUGUACUGAAACAGAUGGCUAGGCUUUCUGAUGUUGCCGGCAGCGCAACUCAGGAUAUGGUUGCUCGCAAUCCAGCUUUGAAUAGCAUUUCGACGGGAGUAAAACGAAAAGUGCCUACGAUCAAGCUCAACAUGGCCGUCCGGCAAAAGGGCGCAGCCACUGCAGCAUCGCACAACCCUCUUCCUUAG
Messenger RNA from Ramularia collo-cygni, 864 nucleotides. RefSeq lists its product as uncharacterized. The transcript has a single exon. The record is from RefSeq and is a predicted model, not a curated record. NCBI's taxonomy places the organism in Eukaryota, Fungi, Ascomycota, Dothideomycetes, Mycosphaerellales, Mycosphaerellaceae. The coding region runs from base 1 to 864 and encodes 287 amino acids.